Messenger RNA from Pocillopora verrucosa, 1059 nucleotides. The record is from RefSeq and is a predicted model, not a curated record. NCBI's taxonomy places the organism in Eukaryota, Metazoa, Cnidaria, Anthozoa, Scleractinia, Pocilloporidae.
AUGGUAUCUCCUGGUGAGCAAAGUGAAGUUAUAUUACUGUUCGUGGGAGAUAUUUCCUUUGCUGGCCCCAUCAAAUACUAUGUUGACCACAAGUACCAUACGUACAAUGAUACUUUCAAUGACGUGGCUCCAUUCAUCAGAGAGGCGGACAUUUCAGUGGGUAAUUUGGAGUCGCCAUUUGCCAACCAACAUGUUCUUAAUCACCUUUACCGAGGGAGAAAAUCAGUUUUGCUAUAUGCCAUUCCUAAAGCUGCAUCAGCGCUCAGGUUUGCAGGAUUUGAUGUCAUGACUAUUGCCAACAAUCACUUGAACGAUUUAGGCGGUGUAGGAGCCAAUUUUACCACUGAAGUCCUGGAAAAGACGGGUAUAAAGUAUUUUGGAAUAAGUUUGGGAAAAUAUGACUCCUCUCAGGAACCUCUCAUUAUUAAAAGAGACAGAAUCACUAUAGCAUUCCUCGGUUAUUGUGCAAUACCCUCCACAAAGAAAAACUGCAGCGAAAUGAGGAAGUUGUUCAACUCGGGUCCCGCCAUUUAUCACGAUGAUAUCGCUACUAGAGACAUCAGGAGGCUAAAGAAGGCCAAAGUUGACAUUAUAGUCGCUUUCAUGCACUAUGGUCUCCUCCCAAAAGCACAUAAACAAACACCUGAUGUCUUUUGGGGUGGAUAUGAUCAUUGGAGGUCAUCAGCUUGGGGAAUUUUCUUUUUCAUACUAACCAACCACCAAGUGCUGUUGAUCCGGAAAGGAGUCGUGGGAGCAAAGUAUCUUCCACUGAAAGUCGCUUUCGAUGAAGAAAAUAAGCGACUGCACCCUGAACCCACAAAGAACGCAAAAUGGAUCACUAUUGUGUAUGGAGGUUUUGGCAAAAAGCCGAGUGAAGUUGAUAUUGAGUCCUACGAGCAUUACGCCUUUGGAAAUAGCAACGACUUAAGAAUUUCCCGGAUGCUCAAAGUCAACGUUUCAAGGAAAGGUGUGGUUAAUGCAAAGUAUUUGCCUCUUAGAAUCAAAUUUAAUCACAAAACCAAAAGACUUCACCCUGAGCCUGAAAAGAAUGCUCAAUAG